Molecule: messenger RNA, 4300 nt
Organism: Phlebotomus argentipes
Lineage: Eukaryota; Metazoa; Arthropoda; Insecta; Diptera; Psychodidae
Gene: Nup160
Product: nuclear pore complex protein Nup160 homolog
Exons: 4
Coding region: 115-4248 (1377 amino acids)
Cellular component (GO): nuclear pore
Molecular function (GO): structural constituent of nuclear pore; protein binding
Source: RefSeq, a predicted model, not a curated record
GCCGGUAGAGACACCCUGUGCUUUGUUGAGCAUCUUGCGGCGUUGGUUUUUUCGCGUUUUUCUCUGAAAAUACUGACUAGACCGAGUUGUUUCUGAUAUAUUAUUCGUCUGAAGAUGGAAGACACCAAUCUACGCUAUCGGGAAGUGAUCCCAAAUCAGUCUAUUGAGGAGAAAUGGAAGGAGAUUACACUCACAAUCGGCGGAACACAGAGCACUCUUCAAGAUAUACGCAUUGCGGAGAAAGCUGGAGGAUUCUGCUAUGCGGAUGGAUCCAAUUUGCAGAGCCGCAACAGAUUCAUUUACUGGCGAACUUCCCAUGAUAUUCUGGAACUGUCAGAAAUGAGCCUCGACCUCAACUUGAUGGACAACAAUGUUCGAUACAAGUUCUCAGAGUCCCGCAUCCUGGCGGUGUCCAUUCAUGAGCUGAGAGAGUUUGUCGUGAUCCUGGUGGCGACUGUAAGCAGUGUCCAUCGCCUAUACUAUCCGCAUCCGAAUCAGCUCCACAAGACCUUCAGGCCAGACACGAAGUGUAUGUCUAUCUUCAAGGAUGCCUCAGUGACUCACGCACGAGAUCCACUGACUUUCCACAUGAUUGGCUUGCCGACAUCAACCAAUCAGCCCAUCACCUACACCGCCGCUUGCGGAAUGGAUCCUCAGGGCUCCGAGGCAUACUUUGCUUUGGCCUGGCAGAACACUCUGACGCUCUACACGAUGAACUGCUCAAAUGGACACACAAUUGCCACAGAACUGCGCCAAAGCAACAUGGUGCCCCGCAUUCUGUCCAGCUUCACGGGAGUUCUUCGCGGGAAGACAACCUCCAACAAUCAGUGCGUGAAUUCCGCCCUCUUCUACAUGCUGGGCGACGAGACGUUCCUUUUCACACUGUAUCGGGACAACUUCCUGCGCAUGUGGUCGCUGAGCAGCGGUCAGUGCGUGGCCACGUUGAAUUGCCACGAGGAGAAUGCCGAGACAAAGUUCCAGAGUCCUCAGAACAGCACUCUGCGCUGUGGAAAGUCCAACACAAUAUGUGCCUUCAUGUGCUACGCAUCGGGAUGUGAAUUCGUCUUUGUGAGCAUCCAACCAGAUCCUCUGGGCGGGUCUAAUCACACACUCAGCAUUAUGAACAUAAUCUUGGCUCCAAAUUACGAUCUUGUGGAGUAUCAGUUGACGGAGAAUCGCAUCUGGGGACUAUUUUGCAACUCCGAAGGGGAGUACAAGGUGUCCAGUGUGUGUUUUGUGCCCGGAAUGGGAGUGGAUUGGACGUGUGCUGCUCUAGAUCCACUGCCAGAUCGAUUCAGUGUGCAAAUGGAGAUGACCACCGAUCCGCGGCAGGCGUAUUGCUCAUACAUCUUCCAGCCCGGACGCUUCCAGAGGAACGUAAUUGGGAAAGCUCUCGUGAUGUUCCGCCGAUCGAACAUCCUGCCAGACAACAAUUAUCCCAUAAAUCUACUGAAAGAUCGCGUGUGCACAGCAGUGGCGACUGAGAUUGAGAAUGAAGUCCGUGGCCUGGAUAUGCCCGAUGAGGAGUACAUUGAGAUAUGCCUGCAAGUUUGGGAGAGAUUCUACUCGUGUUGCGAGCAAUAUCACUUGAAGUCCUGUCAGCCAAUUGGACUGAUUCCACUUCAGAUGGAGUCUCUGGAUACGGUUUGCAUCGUGAAGAAGAACAUGUUCUCCUUGCUUCGACGCUGUGAGUUCCUGGAGCACUGCAUACUGUCUGGCAAUCAAAUGGAGGCCCACGAAGUGACCCAAAUCCCAAUGGAAUUGGGUGACAAUGCACAGCAAAUGGAGAAUUUGGUGAAAUUGGUGGCCAUUCUAAAUGACAUCGAACAGCAGAUACCUGAUGAGGAUAAAUUGGACAUUGACAGACAACUGUAUCAACUCCAGAUGCCCAUCAAUAUUGUCUACAACCUCGUGAAGGACAUGCUGGCCGGAGAGAAUGACAAAACUCCCCUGACUCGCGCCUUUCUCACGCAAAUUCGCCAGAAGACACUUAAUAUCAAAGACGUGCCAGAGGCGAUGCACUCACUGCUCGAGACACUGCGCUUGGAUUUUGGAUCUCAGGAGGAGAUUCGAAACUAUCCAUCGCUGGAUCAGUCGAUGCAGAACCACGCGAGGAAUCUCUUCGCCAGCCAAUUUGGCAUCUCACUCGUGUCUGAGUCAUUGCAACAGAUUUCAGAUGUUCGAUACGUCUUGUGUCGCAAUCUGCUAAUCUUGCAGCAUAUUCUCAUUGAUAUAACCGCUCUGGCGAGUGAUGUGCUGGAGAAUAUUCGAUCACACCAAAUGCCAGAAACGGAGGUUUUUGUGCAAGCUUACUUUGUCAUCGUGUGGAUAGCCAAGACUUCAGCAGAUCCAGGACUAAUGACGAAUUCACUGGACAGCAGCAUUAAUCGCUUGAACGCUCUUCAGUUGUCCGAUGCUCGACAGUAUCUAUUGAAGACGAACCAGCCGUGCACUCUUCUGGAGCUCUUCCUGAAGAGCAAGGGAUGGCAAAUGGCGCUGUCGCACUACACGUGCGGAAACUAUCGAAUGCUGACCGAGCAUCAAGGACAGACUACUCUUCUUCCAUUGGCGACAAUCGUCGGGCAGCUGGUGUGGCCAGUUUCAGGCAACUUUGCCUUCGGAGCGUGGCUGAUUGGAAGUUGCCAGCACAAUCACAUUCAAACUUACGUGCGCCUCUUGAACGGCUGGUGCGAAUGGAACAAAUGCUCUCGCCAAUUCAUGCUGGGCGUCUCGAUGCUGGACAGCGGAGAGGUCGACAAAGCGUACGAUCUCUUUAUUCAGGCAUCGCGUGGCGUCUACACUGAGCCAUUCCUCAUGGAGAAGAUAAUUGGUCAGGACAUUGAUGGAGAUGUGACGACGGGAGAAGCAAUCGUCAUGUACUACUUGAAGGUGAUUCGACUGUUUGAGCAGUACAACGCCCUUCACUGUGUCAUCCGCGUUGCUCAGAGUGCCAUUGAACUUCUCGAGCCGAAGCAUCCUCAGAUGGCAAUGUUCCAGUCCAUCAUGUUCACGAAUCACCUGGCGCUCAGCCACUACGAAGAGGCUUAUCACUCACUCAUUUCCAACGUGGAGGCAUCACGCCGAAAGGACUAUCUGCGGGAACUCGUGAUGUGUUUGUUCCACAAGAAGCGUCUGGAUCUGCUCAUGAGAUUUCCCUACAUUGGACUUCAGGACGAACUGGAGAACAUUAUCGAGACACGCGCGCGAUCGAUGCCAAUUGAGGACAACAUUCACUACAACUUCCUCUAUGCUUUCUUCAUUACUAAGGACAACAUGAGGAAGGCUGCUGCCGUGAUGUAUGAGCAGGCCAUGAGAUUUGGCUAUGAAAGCAACUCUCUGGAGGCAAUGCAGUAUCGCUAUGAUUGUCUCUUGGCGUGCGUGAAUGCGCUUAAUCUGGUGGACAAGGAGUAUGCGUGGAUUGCGAAGCCAGUGAGUAACAAGGAGGAUUCUUCCCAGUUGGACAAAGUGGUUGUUUUGGAAAUUGAGGACAUUCGACGGGAGUUGCACUACAUCGAAGCGACCAUAACACUAUCCAGGCAUCGUCGGGAGUUGAGUACUAUCCUGAAGGUUGGUGCAGGCGAGUUGGUGGGCCUUUUGGCGACUUCCAGACUCUUCACGGCUGCCAUAAAGCUUGCCAGAGCGUACAAACUGUCACCCACCGUGGUUGUGGAGAACCUGGCGUCGGCAUGCGUACAUGCAUCGGCUGAGCAGAGCAACGAGAUCUGGAUGUGGCUGCAGGAGAAUGACCUGGCGGAUUUGCCGCUGAAGAACUCUCCAGUUGCCAUGGCAUGGAAUCUCCUGGAGAAGAUUGUCGUGGAGAAUGAAGAGAAGGGAACGACAGUCUUGCGAAGAGUUGUGGCAAAGAGAAUCCUGCACUUGGGCGCAUUUCUGCCCUACUGGCUCUUUCUGUCGUACAAGAGAGAGAAUCCUAGUGAACUAUUGCAUCUGUUUGUCAUUCAUGGGCAUCUUUUGGAGGCAACAGACUUCGCGGUGGCGUUCAUUUCAUCUAUGCUGGGGAGUAACUAUGAAGCCUUUGGACUGAGGAAUUCCCUGCGAUCUAAUGAGGCGGCUCUUUGCUUCCCCGUUCACGACAUUGAUCUUCUUCUGCACGCCCUCAAGCUGAACUUUGAGUAUGACACGGAAUACGAGGAGGCGCACAAAAAACUCACUCGAGGCGUCGAGGACUAUCUUACAGCGGUCGACAGUGUCUCCAUGAGCAAGAUUCAAUAUGAACUGCAGGGAUGUUAAAGUAAUUCGUGUUUAUUUCACAUUGAUGUUCCAAAUAUAACAUUUGCGAGAA